GAAAACACGCUGUGCAAUCUCCGCCGUAUACGCCGCCGCCGCCGCCGACGGUUCGCGCUCAGUGUACGCCGCCGCCGAUAGUGUGUGUGUUAUUACCGAAAUACGACGCUCCCACGUGUCUGUGUGUCGCCGCCGCGGACGAUUUUUUUUUAUUUCCUAUUUAUUUGCCAUUCGCCGUUCCGAUUCUCAUUUCGUCCGUUCGCUCGUCCGCCCAACGUGCACCACUUGCUCUUGAUCCUUUAUCUGAUCUCUCCACCCGCAGUCGUCAAUCUAAUCACUGCCCACAUAUCAUUAAAAUCCUACUCGUGCGCAUACGCUCAGUGUCUCUGUCCCCCGUUCGUCAUUUAGCUGGAUUCGAUCACGCACGCGAAACGAGCCGACCGUCACACGCGCGCGGGAUAUGACUUAGUGAUCUAGCCACGGACGGCAUAACAACGUUGAAGGGGUCGUCGGAACCGUUCACCAGAGCAACCAGUGCAGGUAUCACGACUGCCGCCAUACCGACCGAUACCGCGCAAACUCAUCGCAAGAGGCGUUUGGUGAUCGGUUACCACGACCGUGGUUUACAGCAACAGGAGCAACACGUGAUCGCCACCUCUGCCACCGCGGCCACUGGUUGCGACUUGUGCGACAUCCGUGAUCACCAGCACCUCCACCAUACCGGCGCAUCAGUUGCAGCGACCACUGCUGUCGUUAAAAACUUUGCGAUUCAGUUGACUCCACAGUCACUGACUUCACCUCCGUCACUGCCACCUCCACAUCCGCAGUGCUCUUGUUACGCUUUUCCGGCGGAUCAGCACCAGUCGAUACGCUCAUCGAUUGGACCUGUACGAUUUCGCGGUAACUGCAGACUGGCCGUCAGGACGUUGCCGUACCCACAGACACAACAACUUCAUCUUCCGGCCACUAACGUGACAAGAAGCCACCAACACCUCCAUCACCAGUCGCAACUGGCGGACGGCUUUUGCCACUGUCACGUCGCCACCGCAUUGGCCGCCAAUCAACACCAGCACCAGCUGUCGCACCAACAGAUGUUAUUCGUUCCGUUUUCCAUGCCCGCCAACUACGGCAACCACAUCGCUUGCCCGGCACAGCCGUCUGCCCCUGCCGGUGGUGGGUCAGCAGCCGCAGCAGCCGCCGCGGCCGCCACUGCCGCAGCUGUAGCCACGCUAUCCAACGGUGGUAAUCCAAACGCGGUUAGCCCGUCAGCCGCAGCCACGGCCAUCGUGAACGGCAACGCAGCAGCCGGACUUAAGGAAAUGAAACUAAACUGGGUAUCUUCUCCGGGACCUCAACUGAAAGCCGACACAAGUAAACACCAUCACAUUUUUGUUGGUGACCUGAGUCCUGAAAUCGAGACGCAAACAUUACGAGAAGCUUUCGCACCUUUUGGUGAAAUAUCGGAUUGCCGAGUAGUACGAGAUCCGCAAACGUUAAAAUCAAAAGGCUACGGCUUCGUGUCAUUUUUAAAAAAAGCUGAAGCCGAGAGUGCGAUCGCUGCAAUGAACGGUCAAUGGCUGGGCAGCAGGAGCAUAAGGACAAAUUGGGCGACCAGAAAACCACCGACGUUAAAAACUGACUCUAACACAAAACCACUGACGUUCGACGAAGUAUAUAAUCAGUCGAGCCCAACCAACUGCACUGUGUACUGUGGUGGACUGACCAGCGGACUCACAGACGAACUGGUGCAGAAGACGUUCGCUCCAUUCGGUAACAUCCAAGAGAUACGGGUGUUCAAAGACAAGGGUUACGCAUUCGUCCGAUUCGCUACAAAGGAAUCAGCCACACACGCUAUAGUGGCCGUCCACAAUUCGGACAUCAACGGGCAACCGGUCAAGUGUUCGUGGGGAAAAGAAUCCGGUGAACCGAUCGUGUCACAAAACGCGUCUCAAGUGUGCUCGUCGCAGGCCGCGCUCAGCAGCACACAGUUUCCGUACACUGCUGCGGCGUAUGGACAGCAACUCGGUUACUGGUAUCCACAGAGCUAUCCGGCCACACAGCUGCAAGGACAGUUCCUGCAGGGCGUCCAAGGUUACACAUAUGGACAGUUCGGCUAUCAACAAGGGUAUCUUGGCCGGAUGGGAAUGCAAGCAUUGCCGACGGGAGCGACAACUGCGUGGACUCAACCAGGAGCUCUGCAACCAGGCCAGCAGAUCGCAUCUGCCGUAGCAGCACAACAGUCGGCACCGGCACCAGCCCCGCCGCCUGCUGCCGCCGCCAUGAUACCGGCUUAUCCGACGCUCCACCAGUUUCAGGUAAAACAACACCCCGCACCGGUGCAGGCGUCCGCGUGGCCCAUGUAUGAUCACCUCCACCACCACCAUCACCACCUCCACCACCAACACCAUGGUGGUUACGAGGCCAAUGAGCUAUCCAUACUGAAAAUGGCCACCUCGUGAUCAGCCUCCACAGCUGCAGCCUCCACCACCGCCGCCGCCAUCGCCACAACAUCCACAGCCUUCAGAGCCAACCGAUUUGACGGCGCUUAUCGUCUGAAAUUAUAUUAAGUGUCCUAAACCCCUAACGAAUAGUGUAUCAUUUUUCAGCUCAUGCAUAGUUUUUGUAUCGAUUUUUUCGAAAACUUAACACGUUAAUAUCGAUACAACGACGCGCAAAUUUUUAUCUCCCUCCUCCACAUGUUACGAUGAUAAAAAUCACUCGUAAGAUUCUCACCCGCACACCUAUCACGCGCUUUCGUUAUUAUAAUUAGUUUUUUUUUUUUUUUUUUUUUUUUUUUAAAUUAUUAUUAUUAUCAUCAUUAUUAUUAUUUAUGCUAUUAUUAUAAAUAAUAUACCGGUAGAUUGUGAACUCAAUCUACUCGUCCGGUAUUUAAUAAGAUUAUGAUUUGUAUUAUUAAUUAUGAUUAUUGUCUAUCAUGUUUUUUUUUUUCGAAUCUAUCGAAUUCGAUAUGCACAUAGUUUUGAUGAAACAUAUAUAGCUAAUUUUGUAGACGAGAAUGCUCUUGACGUUAUUAUUAUUAUUAUUAUUAUUUACAAUUUUAGUAGAAUUUUUUUUUUAUAAUUUUAUAUAUUUUAAUUGUUUUUAUACUGCUACAAGACGAAUAUUCGGCAAGCUCCGCGUAUCCCGUUCGGAUUAACUGUAAUGUGAACGCAUUUGAGUGUGUUUAGGUUCGCACAGGAAAUAGAUUCAUGUCACCUCCACUCCUCCCACUACACCAAAAAAACCGCACUACCGUUGUGUUUAUUGUGCUUGUGAAAUAUUUUGUCGACGAACUUAACUUCGACAUCUUCUCUUACCUAAUACUUACUUGUUAUAAUAUUACAUUGCCGACUACAACGAUUGCAAUAGUAUUGUGUUUUCGUUGCUAUUGGUUACUAUCUUAAGCAACGACAAAUUAUCUCUUUGUGAUAUUUACCUAACCUUUGACAAAUGAAAUAUUCAUCACUCGGAUCGCAGAAUUGAUAAUUUUUAUUUAUUUUUUUCAAAUCUAAAAACACACAAAUGUAUUGAAUACUCGUCACUGAUGCAUUGCAGUCGUUCGGUCGCCGUUUAAUUGAGUAUACAAUACAAUUUAUUGCUUCACCCAAGAAAUACGUCCAAAAGUCACGUGUUUUGUACAAGUUCCUCGCACAAAAAAAAAACACAUACACAGUCUACACAUGGAAAAUAAAAAUAACUAACACACAUAUUGAUUAUUUUCACGUACAAUGUAAUACUAUAUAAGGGCACUGAUGUGGUUUGCAGAUAGCCGACGAAGAGUGGCUUACGCCGAGCCUGCUGGUCUGAGGACGACUGAAUUCUGGAGCCCAAAAACGCGAUACGAUAAUUCUUCCAAACUCCGCCUUCUGCUACACACAUAGUCAAGCCAAUCAAAUUUACAAAACCCCAAAAGCCCUGCCGGUGUACCGAACGAAUUGUAAAUAAAUCAUUUGGGGCGCAAAAAAAAAAUAAUAAUUAAUAUUAUAUAUUAUGUAUAUAUAUUAUAUUAUACAAGCCGGUAUAUUAAUGUAUUAUUAUUCGUUUGUACGGUGUCGAAUCCCCCGAUGGGUCGUAUUCGGUUAUAAAAACAAUAGAUCACUAAUCAAAUAAAAAAACGUAACAUAUCAUCGACACAAGUGAUGAAGAAUUGUGAUAAAAAAAAAAAAAAAAAAAAA
Messenger RNA from Melanaphis sacchari, 4115 nucleotides. Its product is annotated as nucleolysin TIAR-like. Gene Ontology annotation, molecular function: mRNA binding. The coding region runs from base 1032 to 2399 and encodes 455 amino acids. The record is from RefSeq and is a predicted model, not a curated record. Lineage: Eukaryota; Metazoa; Arthropoda; Insecta; Hemiptera; Aphididae. The transcript is spliced from 9 exons.